Messenger RNA from Nelumbo nucifera (sacred lotus), 3476 nucleotides. RefSeq names its product Tetratricopeptide repeat (TPR)-like superfamily protein (gene PRP39-2). Gene Ontology annotation, cellular component: commitment complex; U2-type prespliceosome; U1 snRNP. Lineage: Eukaryota; Viridiplantae; Streptophyta; Magnoliopsida; Proteales; Nelumbonaceae. Gene Ontology annotation, molecular function: pre-mRNA 5'-splice site binding; protein binding. Gene Ontology annotation, biological process: mRNA 5'-splice site recognition; RNA processing. The record is from RefSeq and is a predicted model, not a curated record.
UUUUAGUCCAAACACCCAGACAAGCAACAUUUCACACGUUAGGGUUUCGUUCCCGCGCACUCUGAAGUCUUAACUGAAUAACUGAAAUCCACACCUCCAGCUUCUCGGCCAGAUUAAGAACAUAUUGAUGGAUACAUCCGACCCAUCAAACGAUCUCGACGAGCCAGUUGGUUCUGACGAGGCCAAGAAUCUCGAGGCUUUAAUUACAAAAUGCUCAGGUGACUUUGAUUCAUGGACUUCACUCAUAGCAGAGAUUGAAAAAGCAUCACCUGAUGAUAUGGGGAAGAUCUCUUUAGUGUAUGACUCCUUCUUGUCUGAGUACCCACUGUGCUAUGGUUACUGGAAGAAGUAUGCUAAUCACAUGGCACGGUUAAACACUAUUGACAAGGCUGUUGAGGUUUAUGAACGAGCCGUGCAGUCAGCAACCUACUGUGUUAAUCUGUGGGUUGAAUACUGUAGCUUUGGUAUGUUGUUAUUUGAAGAUCCAGUUGAUGUUCGGAGAUUAUUUGAAAGAGGGAUAUCAUUUGUUGGAAAGGAUUACUGGUGCUAUUUCCUGUGGGAUAAAUAUAUUGCAUUUGAGUAUUCUCAGAAGCAGUGGAGCUCCCUAGCUUAUGUUUACAUCCGAACCCUGAGAUUUCCAAACAAAAAGCUGCACAGCUAUUAUGAUAGUUUUAAGAAAUUGGCUGCCAUUUGGAAAGAUGAGAUAGAAUGUCAGAAUAAGAGUGCCAAAAAAGAACAAUCGGAGGUUGUACUUAAUUGUGAAACUAGAGAAGCUGCAUCUUAUCAAGAGAAGGAAAUCUUGGGUGCCAUCAAAGACAUCUUCAAACCAGCAAUUGGCUUGCAUAAUUUUAAAGGACUGCAGAAAUAUUUAUUGGCUGGAGAAUGGUUCUAUCAGAAAGCAAGAAAAUUGGAUGCAAAGAUCCAUUGCUUUGAAAGUCAAAUCCGGAGGCCUUAUUUUCAUGUAAAGCCACUUGAUGCCAAUCAGUUGGAAAAUUGGCAUCACUAUCUCGACUUUGUGGAGAUGCAAGGAGAUUUUGACUGGACUGUAAAACUUUAUGAGAGAUGCUUAAUUCCCUGUGCUAAUUACCCUGAAUUCUGGAUGCGGUAUGUGGAACUUAUGGAAACUAAAGGGGGAAGAGAGAUGGCAAACUUUGCACUUGUUCGAGCAACACAAGUUUUUCUAAAGAGAGUGCCAGCAAUUCAUCUUUUCUGCGCUAGGUUUAGGGAGCAAAUAGGAGACGUAGUUGGUGCCCGUUCUGCAUUUCCUCGAUGUGAUCCAGAAUUGGACUCUGACUUCAUUGAAAGUGUUGCAAAAGAAGCCAAUAUGGAAAAACGUCUGGGAAAUUUUGGAGCAGCUUCUAAUGUAUAUGAAAAAGCACUUCAGAUGGCCAAAGAGAAACAGAAUUCACAUUUUCUUUCAAUUCUUUAUGUUCAUUUUUCACGGUUUAAGUACAUGAUCACCGGUAGCAUAGAUGCUACUAGAGAAGUCUUAAUUGAGGGUAUUCAUCAUUUGCCAUAUUGCAGAUUACUUUUAGAGGAAUUAAUAAACUUUGAGAUGAUGCAUGGAGGGCCAAGGCAGGUGAAUGUGUUAGAUGCAAUUGUAGCCAAUGCAAUCUCUCCACGGUCAGAUGUAUCCAAAGGUUUAAACACUCAAGAUCGUGAGGAUAUAUCAAGCUUAUAUUUAGAGUUUCUGGACCUCUGUGGAACCAUCCAUGAUAUCAUGAAGGCAUGGAAUCGUCACUGGCGGCUUUUCCCACAUUUGAUGAGACCUCCUUUCCCAUGUAAGCAUCCAGCCAAAGGGAAUCACACCCAAGAAAUGGCCAAAGAAGUAAGACGAGAUACUCUUAUUCCCCUUCCUAGUUGUGCUUCUGAAAAUGAUAGCUCUCAUGACCCAUUUGAACAUCCAAGGUUAAACCAGAAAUUCUCUGUGUAUGAAAAUCCUGAUAUACAGUCUAACAACAGUGCCACUGGCCAGUCCCAAUUAGAAGAAGCUAAUGAUGUCAGACAAGAGCAAAUGCAACAGGUAACAUUACCAGCUGUAGAAGAAGAAUCUUGGCAAGAUGCAGUCAAGCAGAAUGAGGAUGCUUAUGAUUUAGUGCAUGAAGCCCAUAAUGGUCCUCAAUCUACAGAGGCUGUGCAAAAGUAUUCCAACAAGGAAAACAAACUUUGUAAAGCAUCUGACCAGGAGUCCAAAUUUGAUCCUAAGUUGCCUUCACUCGAGGGUCUUUCAUUAAACACAGAUCAUGAACAGGAUUCUGCUCAUACCACAUCUCGUGGCUGUGAAGCUCCUCAAGAAACUCCUAGGUCGAAUGGAAGCAGAUUACAAGAUGGUGGUGAUGAUAAGGAUAUUUCUGUAUCUAAUAUGCCGUGCACCAAAGCCGAUGACCCUGCUGGGGUUCAUUCUCAAACAGAAAAUGAUUCUCCACAUAAGGCCAUGGAUCCAGGUUCUCCACAAGCACAGACACAUUCACAAUCUAUAUCGCAUACAGAUGGCCCAUUGCAUCAUAAUGUCAUCAAUGGAGGAAACUUGCAUCAGAUGAGUUUUACCGGGCAAACUCCUAGAGAUACCAAUCUUGGAUUUCAUGGGUAUCCUCAAGCCCAGCAUCCUCAACAAUGGCAGGUUUCUCCAAAUUCAUCUGUCCAACCUGCUGAAAUUCACUCCCAAAUGCCAAUGAACCAAGGUUAUCCCUGUCAGCCUCCAUCCUGGCAAAUCCCACAGGUUCAGCAUGGCCCCCAAGUGCAAAACCAGCAUCAGGUGGCUUCUGCUCAUGUUCAAACAGCGGGUGCUCUCGUCUGGCCAGCUCACAAUGUUCAGCAGCAGGGCUUUGCAUGUGCACCACAUUCACAAGUGGUCACUCAACAUGUUUCCUACCCUCAAGGACAUGUUUAUCCAUAUCCACUGCAAAAUAGUGAACAGAAUGGACAUAUGCAAAUCAAUGAAGCAUAUGCUACUCAGAUGUGGCAAUAUUAUUAUUACCAGCAGCAGCAACAACAACAACAUCAACAACAUGUUCAGCAGUUACAGUACCAGCAGCAGUCACAACAGCAGCAACAACUUCAGUACCAUCAACAGCAGCAGCAGCAGCCACAACAAGCACUGUAUCAUCAACAUCAACAGCAGCCACAACCACCACAUUGCCAUCAACAGCAGCAACAUCCACAAAACCAGCAGCAGCAGCCACCACAACACAAUAAUCACCAUCAGCAGCAACAACAGAUAACAUCAUUGCAGAUGCAGACAUGGAACAACUAUUACCAACAGGUUCAAGGAGUUGCUGAGCAUAACAUUGAAGAAUCUAGACCUAUUGCACAUCCCCAUCCUUCUCAGCAACCUUCUAAUCAAUGAAAUGGUGAGGUUUCAUGCAGAGGUACAUAAUAAUUAUAGCAACAUAUAUUAACAAACAACUGAAGAGUAUCCUUGUACCUAAAAUUGAAAUGGUAUUUGUUAAAAUAAUUUAGUUGUUGGUGUUAGGGUC